AUGGUGAAGCAUUGCUCACACGGAACUUGUAAAUCGGAUAGCAAGUAUCCGGAGAAACUUGUGGGCGGGAUAUUCAUCCCAUUCCCGAAGCCAAAGUCUGAUUUUGACAGAUGCUUAUGUUGGAUCUCGCUCUGCCGAAGGUCACAUUCGCAGCUAAACGUUGACAAGAUUACGAAGCAUACAUAUUUAUGUUCCAAGGUAAGUAUCAUUUUAUUUCAUUCUACCGAAGAGUACCCGGAUCCUUGUGAUGCACAGACUGGUGAACUGCAGAGAGCGAGACGAAAUAUUAGAUACAUGGAUCAGCAGUCUAGAUCAGUUGAAACAUCCAUCAUUCAGAACAGAGUAAGACAGCUAGAUGAAGAAAAUACUUGUCUACGUCAAGAAAUUGAAAAGAAAAAUAAAUUAUCUGAUGCUGCUUGCCAAACAGAGAGAAAUAGACUUUUCAAUGCAGGAGACGUUUCAAAGUCUAAGAUCAAAAACUUAUUUAAAUUUUAUACUGAGUUAACCUAUGCUAGGUUUGUUAUGCUUCUUACUUUUCUCUUUCCAAACAGUGAAAAUCCAAUAAUGUAUGAAGACAAAAGAAAAGAAGUACAUGUUAACAGAUUUCCCUUGUCACAGCAUGUGUUUAUGUACUUGUGCAAACUAAGAAAUGGUUUGAAUGUGAAAGAUUAA
Molecule: messenger RNA, 672 nt
Organism: Ostrea edulis (European flat oyster)
Lineage: Eukaryota; Metazoa; Mollusca; Bivalvia; Ostreida; Ostreidae
Exons: 4
Coding region: 1-672 (223 amino acids)
Source: RefSeq, a predicted model, not a curated record